Vigna radiata var. radiata (mung bean) is the source of this 1019-nucleotide messenger RNA. RefSeq lists its product as uncharacterized. The transcript is spliced from 2 exons. Lineage: Eukaryota; Viridiplantae; Streptophyta; Magnoliopsida; Fabales; Fabaceae. The record is from RefSeq and is a predicted model, not a curated record. Bases 224 to 844 code for a protein of 206 amino acids.
GUACCCACAAACAGGUUUUCUGGUUGUUCAUAACUAAUUUUGUUUGCAUAUGUCAUAGGGUAUUGCACCUGGUCAUUUUAUGGCGUUUUUCUUCGACACCUUACGUGUGGCGUUCCUGUGCUCAUAGGCAUAAACUGGAGUUCCAGAAUUUGUGCUUAGAUAUUAAUUUAGAGAGAUUAGUUUUUGGGAUCCACAUGCAAAGUUGCAAUCUUCCAGGUGAGUGAUGUCCCAGCACCAAAAUCAAAACCAAAACCUACCUGUGGUUCCGCAAUCUGGAGCUGCUGUUAAACCCUUCUCGAUAAGACAGUAUGUUCAUGCUUCUCGUCACAGAAACAUCUCUCAGAACUGGCCUUUUGAAGAGAAGCACUUGCAAUUGUGUCUUGAAAAUGAUCUCAAGGUGGAAGAGCUGUUGCCACCUAUUGAACCAGGCAAAACAUCACAUGAAAAAUCACUCAAAGAUUUCUCCAGAAUGCACUCGCCAAGUGAUGAUAACAACAAAGAAACUGAUUCUUGCAAUGCUGAAGUGCCGCAAGACAUUGAUGAUCAGUGUAACUUGAAAGUCAUGAACCACUUGAUAUCACAUGAAGAGGGAAAUCACUCAAAUCAUAAAUAUAAACGAAGAAGGCGUAAAGGGAAAUGUAAGAAACGUUCGAUGGUGGAUAUUUUAGCCGUGGCAAGGCACAGUACUUCAGAGGAUAUUGAUGAGAUGAACAAGUUUUGUCAUGCUGAAACUGUGACUGAAGGAUGUCAGCAAGCGGUGCCUUUUCAACAUAAUUCCAUGGCUGAAGCAAUGGAUGAGGAUUCAUGCAGAAAAGUUGGAAGUGAAGAUCAUCAUGUCAUGUAGUGCAGAUAACUUUCAUAUAACAUCAAAGCUUCAUCGCAGAUGCAAUGUAAUUAGGAAUGGAACAUAACAUCACUGUUAUUUCUUUUAGUAUUGCAGAAAAUUACUGAGACAAAUAUGUUAGCUUGGUCAUGGACUUGCAUUUUAUGAUAAUCUGUUUGGACAUGAAGCGAUAAAA